GGAAGUUACCCAAAUACAGUCAGCCUGAUCAAUUCAACCCUUCAAUAUUAGAUGCUAACCCAUCUGUUCAAGAAUCAACCACUUCGAUCAAAUCUGAACAAUCAAUUAACAAAAAGAGUCACAAAGCACCAUUUCUCCAGAAUGACCAAUUUAUAUCAAAUCAAUGACGAUUCAACAAACUCUGAAUAUAACCUUCAUAUUCAACAGGUGCUUCAAAAGAAUAAAGAGAACUUGGAAUCUUUAUCACACCCUGGGUCAAAACCUGUUUUACCUUUUGAAUCAGGUCCUGUUAAUCCACAAAGCCCAAAUGACACUGUUUUCUUCUUUGACAUUGAUAAUUGUCUUUAUAAAAGAUCAACAAAAAUUCAUGAAUUAAUGCAAGAGUACAUUCAUGAUUAUUUUGUUAGAACCUUGAAUAUCAGUGAUCAAGAAGCUUACGAUUUACAGCAUAAUUAUUAUAGAACUUAUGGGUUGGCUAUUCAAGGUUUAGUCAAAUAUCACAAGAUUGAUGCUCUUGAAUAUAAUAAAAAGGUUGACGAUGCUCUACCACUACAAGACAUCUUGAAACCAGAUCCUGAAUUGAGAAAGUUGUUGAUAAAUUUACGAGAAUCUGGAACUGUUGAUAGAUUAUGGUUAUUCACAAAUGCGUACAAGAAUCACGCCAAAAGAGUUAUUUCCUUACUAGGAAUUGGUGAUCUAUUUGAUGGAUUAACUUAUUGUGAUUAUGGUGAAGAUAGUUUGGUUUGUAAACCAAUGAAGGAAAGUUUUGAUAAGGCAAUGUAUGAAGCCGGUGUUACAAAAUAUGAAAAUUGUUACUUUGUUGAUGACUCAAGCUCCAAUAUUAAGACAGCUGUUGAAUUAGGUUUCAAAAAAGUUGUUUUGUUUUUAGAAAGAGAUGAAGAUCUAAAGAACACCGUUGAAGGAAGUUUGUUAAUUAGGGAUAUUCUAGAAUUACCAAAAGUUCUACCAGAAUUGUUUACCAAAAAAAUAGAACAAUAGAAAGCGCAAAUACAAAUUAAAUAGAUGUUUUUUUUUACCUUGUAUUAUCGUUCUAUUUAUUGAUGUUGCUCACCAGGAUUUAUCUCACCUGCAUCAAAUACUGUAGCUAUCAAUAACAAUAAUGAUUUGAAAGAUGCUUGCUCAGAAUCGUGGAAACUUGUAGAAACCG
This is a messenger RNA of Hansenula anomala, 1168 nucleotides long. RefSeq lists its product as uncharacterized. Gene Ontology annotation, molecular function: nucleotidase activity. NCBI's taxonomy places the organism in Eukaryota, Fungi, Ascomycota, Saccharomycetes, Phaffomycetales, Wickerhamomycetaceae. The record is from RefSeq and is a predicted model, not a curated record. Gene Ontology annotation, biological process: pyrimidine nucleobase metabolic process; nucleotide catabolic process. The transcript has a single exon. Bases 142 to 999 code for a protein of 285 amino acids.